GGCCCUUGGCUGGCUUUCCCGCGCGUUCCUACACCGGCUUACGGUAGAAGGCGCAGGCCGAACCAUGUCGGAGAUUCUGUGCCAGUGGCUCAACCAGGAGGUGAAGGUGUCCCAGACCGUGAGUCCCAAGUCAUUUGCAAAGGCUUUUUCCAAUGGUUAUCUAAUUGGAGAAAUUCUGUACAAGUUUGAACUUCAGGGUGAUUUUUCGGAAUUUUCAGCAAGCAGAGUUUCAAAUGCCAAACUUAAUAAUUUUUCUCGCUUGGAGCCAACGCUUCACCUUCUGGGUGUGCAGUUUGAUCAGAACGUGGCCCACAACAUCAUCACGGAAAAGCCUGGGGCAGCAACCAAACUUUUGUAUCAAUUGUACAUUGUUCUUCAGAAAAAGAAGAAAAGUGGACUGACUGGAGUGGAAAUACAAUCCAUACAACCCCCGGCAAACAUCAGACAGCAAAGUAUGAAAAGUGAGGCUUUUCGAGACAGACUUAGAAACCUGAUACCACGUCAAACUGAUUUCAAUCUGAUGCGGGUUACACACAGGUUUCAAGAAAAAUAUAAACACAUGAAAGAAGAUCUUGUCCACAUGCAUUUUGAGAAACUUGAAAAAUUUCAAAAGCUCAAGGAAGAACAAAGAUCUUUUAAUAUUGAAAAGCAACGCUUGAACAGAAGACGACAAAAUGAAAUAAUGGCCAAAAUCCAAGCAGCUAUCAUACAGAUUCCUAAACCUGCAUCAAAUCGUACUUUGAGAGCACUUGAGGCCCAAAAAAUGAUGAAAAAGAAAAAAGAGGCAGAGGAUGUGGCUAAUGAGAUUAAGAAGUUUGAAGCCUUAAUAAAAAAGGAUCUCCAGGCCAAAGAAAGUGCCUCCAAGACUUCUGCAGAUACAGCAGGCCAGACAACUACUGAUUUGUUAAACACUUAUUCGGAUGAUGACUAUAUUAAAAAAAUCCAAAAGCGCCUUGAGGAAGAUGCUUUUGCAAGAGAGCAAAGGGAGAAAAGACGGCGGAGACUGUUAAUGGACCAGUUAAUAGCCCACGAAGCACAAGAGGAGGCCUAUCGGGAGGAGCAGCUGAUUAAUAGACUGAUGCGGCAGUCCCAGCAGGAACGCAGGAUCGCUGUGCAGCUCAUGCAUGUUCGACAUGAAAAGGAAGUUUUAUGGCAAAACAGAAUUUUCCGAGAAAAACAGUAUGAAGAAAGACGACUUAAAGAUUUCCAGGAUGCUCUUGAUCGAGAAGCGGCUUUGGCCAGACAAGCCAAGAUUGAUUUUGAGGAACAAGCCAUCAGAGAGAGGGAAAUUCAUGAACAGAUUGCUGUGGAAAGAGCUCAGGCUCGUUACAGAAAGCAUUACACAAUAUGUGCAGUAAUUUUGGAUCAAAUACUUGAUUUGUCUACUAAGGUGGCAGACUACCGGAUGUUGACAAAUAAUAUGAUUCCAUAUAAGUUGAUGCAUGAUUGGAAGGAACUGUUUUUUAAUGGAAAGCCCAUAUAUGAGCAAGCUUCUAUUAAGCAUCUACCAGCUAAGCCCUCUGCAGAACAACUUACAGAACUGGAGAAGAGGGACUUACUCGAUAACAAUGAUUAUGAAGAAUAUAAGAACAUGAUUGGAGAAUGGGCCUUACCAGAAGAAAUGGUUGAUAAUAUGCCACCCUCCAACAACAACAUAUUGGGUCAUGUGAUUCAGAGAUUAGUUGAAAAAUCUCAUCCUCCUCAAGUCAAAUCAACAGUACCAGAAUUACCUUCAUUUGCUAUUAAAGGGUGCUUACUGGGGAAAACAUUUAGUGGAAAAACCACUGCUCUAAAGGCUCUACAAAAAGACUUUCCUAUUCAGAUACUUUCUAUCGACACUCUUGUCCAAGAAGCUAUCAAAGCAUUUCAUGACAAGGAAAAAAUUAGUGAGGCUCUGCCAACUGAGAAAGAAGCUGAAGAAAAGACUUUACCAGUUCUGCAAGAGAAGAGCAAAGAAAUCCAGGAUCUACAGAAUAUAUCUUUACCUUAUCCAGUUUCAGAGAACGCAUUGCCAGAAAUGGAAAAUAAAACUAUACUUAGUACUGAGACAAAUAAAACUACAAAAGUUGAAGAAGUCACAUCAAGUGAUAGUUUCUCUGAACUGACUGUGCGUGCUCAGCUUGGUGCAAAAUCAGAAAAGUUGCUGAAGAAAGGAAAGAGCAUUUCUGACAUGUUGCUAGUUAACAUCUUGGUAAAUGCUAUUAAUGAGAUACCUGUGGAUCAAGGAUGGGUCUUAGAUGGUUUUCCAAUGACGUUAAACCAAGCAAAGCUUCUGGAGGAAGCUCUCACGGGCUGCAACAGAGAGGUCCUAGAACUGGAGGAAAAGAAAGCACAGAUAUCUACAUUGGCUAUUGACCCUACAGCCUCCAAAGAAGUGCCUUCUCCCCCUUCUGCACUUGAUUUUGUCAUGUUAUUAGAUAUUUCAGAUAAUUCCUCGCUGGAUCGCAUGAAUGACACAAUGACUGAAGGAUUUUCAAGUGAAACUUCUCAUGGAGACAUCACUCAACAUGUCACUGCUGAAAACCAAGCUAUGGAUGAGGACCAGAAUUUAAGAGACCAGAUUCAGCAUAGGAUUAUAGGCUUCUUGGACAACUGGCCUUUAUUAGAGCAAUGGUUUACAGAGCCAGAAAAUAUUUUGAUAAAAAUCAAUGCUGAAGUAGAUAAAGAGUCUUUAUGUCACAAAGUAAAAGAAAUGUUUACGACUGAAAUAACAAAAAAAGAGAAUAAAGUUAAAAAGAAAUUAGAAGAAAAGGAAGCUGAAAAAAAAGAAGAAGUUCCGCUGGCUGAGCCUCCCCCUCCUCCUCCUGAGCCAGAAAAAGAGAAGGAAACCCCUUCAAAAACUCCUCCUGCGAAAGGAAAACCACCAUCAGAGUCCUUGCAUGGUAAGCAAGAAUCUCUUCAGGAAGGAAAAGGGAAGAAAGGUUCUCCUAAAGGAAAAUCACCAGGAGGGAAAGGAUCAGUAAAGAAAUCACCUGCUGAUUCUACAGACGUGUCACCUGUUCCCAUAGUGCCACCACUACCUAAGCCAGGAUCCGAAGAAUGGGUCUACGUGGAUGAACCGAUUCCUGAGGAAAUACCUUCCUUUUUAGUACCUUACUGGGAACUAAUAGAAAAUUCCUAUAUAAACUCCAUCAAAAUGGUACUCAGGCAUCUGAGAGAAGAACAGCAUUCUGUGAUUUCUUACUUAUAUGAAAUUAGAACAAAUUUCCAGCAUUUUCUAUGGCGUCCAGAUCACAAACAAGAUUUUGUAUCUCAAUGGCAGGCUGAUUUCAACGCUCUCCCUGAUGACCUGUGGGAUGAUGAGGAAACAAAGUCUGAACUACACCAGAGAGUAAAUGAUUUACGAGACCGCCUGUGGGACAUCUGUGAUGCCCGGAAAGAAGAGGCCGAGCAGGAACGUCAGGAUAUCAUUAACGAGAGCUGGCUGCAGGACUCCAUCAUAAUAAAGAUGAACCAUUUCUUCUCACUAAUGCAGGCAGAACUGAACCGUUUCCAAGAUACAAAGAGACUCCUUCAAGAUUAUUACAGGGGAAUGGAAGGCAAAAUCCCAAUUGACGACAUUAAAAGAUUUACUCGAGUUCCAUUGGUCCAACUAGAUAAUAGAGAAAUUUUGGAAAGCCAACUUAGAAUUCCUCUAAUUUCUCGAAUAUCCAUAUCCCCGGAUUCAACUAUAUCCAAACCAAAAACAAAGGCCAUACUGAAGGGCAAGAUCGAUUACUCGCUGGAAAAUGUUGAGGCAAACUUUGAGGCAGAUGAGAAGUUGUUAAUGGACACCUGGCAGCAGGCUUCUUUAGCAAUAUCUCACAUGGUGGCUGCUGAAAUUCAUCAGAGGCUCAUGGAAGAAGAAAAGGAAAACCUGCCAGCAGACACAAAAGAAAAAUCUCCUCAGAUGGGUACAAAUAAAAAAGUCAAAAAGGAACCACCCAAGAAGAAAAAGGCAGACAAAAAAGCAAAAGGCAAAUCACCACCGAUGGCAGAAGUCACGCCUGUGACGGUGACAGCAGAGGAGAUUGCCCAAAUGGAAAAGAGAAAAGAACUGAUGCUCAAAAUCAAGGAAGAACACCUCGCUGCCCUGCAAUUUGAAGAGAUAGCCACACAGUUCCGGCUUGAACUGAUAAAGACCAAAGCAUUGGCUUUCCUUGAAGAUUUAGUAACAAAGGUGGUCGAUGUAUAUAAACUCUUGGAAAAGUGGCUUGGUGAGAGGUACUUGAAUGAAAUGGCCAGUGUGGAAAAAUUAACUGAGGUGGCUCGCUAUCACAUUGAAACAUCUAAAAAAAUUCAGAAUGAACUUUAUUUAAGCCAAGAAGAUUUCUUCAUUAAUGGCGAUGUGAAAGUCUUUCCAGACCCUCCUCCCCCAGUGCGCCCCCCACCUGUGGAAAAGGAAGAAAAUGGCACCCUGACCAUCGAACAGCUUGAUAGUGUUCGAGAUCAGUUCUUAGAUAUUGCACCUAAAGGCAGGGAUCCUCCAGAUGAUGUGAACCAAGUCCCUAGAAAGCAGAAAAGGCUGCAGAAGCUUGACCAUUACCUUCCAAGGAGGAAUGAUCAAUUUUUGAAAAUCUGGCUAAAAAAAUACCCUUGGCUUAUAUAUGAUGAGAUACUAAAUCUUAUGUUCUGUGGCCUGUGCCGUAAGCAUGGAGUGAAGUCAAGGGGAAAUCAAGUGAGUUUUUCCUAUGGCACUGACAACUUUAGGACAGAAUUUCUCAAUGCACAUCAUCUCAGUGAGGCUCAUGCCAAAGCUUCACUAAUGGAAGCAACAAGUGUUUCUCCAGUGAACCGUGCCACCACAGAGCUCAUGGUGACAACCAUGAGCAAAGUCACCCUUUGGAGAGUAGAGAACUUGUUCAGAUCAUGCCACGCUAUUGCCAAGAUGGGACGUCCCCUCAAAGACUUCAUCUGGAUGUGCAAGUUGGAUGAUAUGAAGGGGGUUGAUAUCGGCCCGGCAUUCAGAACUAACAAAUCAGCAAGAACCUUUACAUAUUUUAUCGCUGAAGUGGAACGGAGAAAUCUAAGAGAUAAACUAGAACAAAGUAAAUUCUUCUCUGUCCUCAGUGAUGGAAUCACAGACAGUUCAACUGAGGAAACUGAACUUGUCUAUGUGCAGUUUGCACAUGCAGGAAAAGUGCAUUACCAAAUUGUUGGGGUACAGACAGUAGAAAAGAAGGAUCCUUUGGCAAUAAGAAAUGCCAUUGAGAAAAUUCUAGAGAGAAAUCUUCAACUUAAGUUAUCGAACCAAGACUGGGCAAAGAAAUUGGUUGGUUUUGGAAGUGAUGGCGCCCCUGACUCAGAGGGAGAAAACAAUGGGGUGGCCCUGCUUUUGAGAGAAAUCCAGCCAUGUGCGCUGACUGUGUACUGCUUUGCACAUCAUCUCGAACUAUCUUACGAGGCAGUGUUCCAGAGAAUUCCCCUAUACAAUGAUGUCAGAAACCUUCUUCACAGCAUUUACCACUUCUACCACAGUUCCCCUCUUCUCAGGAAUUCUCUGAUGACCGCUUUCAAAAGCCUUCACCUUCAACCUGUGAUGCCUUCUCAAGUAGGGGGCAGGAGGUGGCUUCAAGAAUUACAGGCAGCCCUCCAAAACUUUCUCAAGGGAUAUCCUGCAAUAGUCCAGCAACUGCAUUUGGCAAAUGAAGACAGAAGUGAUACCAGUUAUCAGAAAGCCAAGGAACUCCUACACUUCCUUCUCCAAGCAGACAUUGUUAAAUUCAUCCAUUUCUUAGUGGAUGUCAUUAAUAUACUUAGCAUUUUUUCCCGUGUCAAUCAGAACAGAAAUUCUUCCAUUGCUGACAUAUUUGCCACAUUAGAAUCAACACUGGAAAUGCUCAGAAUAUAUCAAACAAGACCAGGACCAAAAGAACGUUGGGUAGAUUCAGUCAGACACUUUCAUGGUAACUGCCUGGGAGGAAAGGGAGACAUUUCUGAUGUAAGAAGCACAGUCUUAACACAUCUUAUCAAGAGGCUGCAAGGCUGCUUCAGAGAUGCCAGCCAGGAUGUGGUGAAAGCUACCAUGAUUGGGAGCUUUAAACUGUGGCCUGCAAAGAUAAAUCGAGAAUUUGGAGAAAAAGAGGUAUCCAUCCUGAUUGCCCAUUAUGAACCAGUACUGGAAGCUGCCAAUGUGGAAAUUGAUGAAGUGGACACUGAAUGGAGCAUGUUGAAAUUAGAGAUAUAUGCUAGAUUUCAGAACAUCCACAAGUUGACCUGGGAUUAUGUGAAUUCAGUUUAUUUACACAAGUAUCCAAAUAUCCUGACAUUAGUGGACCUAGUGCUGACCCUCCCUGCAAGUUCCGCAGAGGCAGUACGUGGCUUUAGUCAGAUGAAACUCGCCAAGACACAAAUGAAUGCCAAGAUCAAGGCUGAAAGCAUAAUAGGACAUAAGGCAUUUACUGACAUCCUGCUGGAUCUGGUAACCCUGAACCUUGGAACAAACAACUUACCUAGUAGUUGGAUGCACCUCACUCAACCUGAAUUGCAGGAGUUAACAUCUUCAUUAAUAGUAAACUCAGAGUUUGUGGACUGGCGGAAAUUCCUAUUAGUAAUCUCAAUGCCCUGGAUCAUCCCCAUGGAAGAAGAGCUCCUCGAGACCCUGCAGAGGUUCAAAGCCGUGGAUGAAGAGCAGUUGGGCACCAUCACUUUCGAGCAGUAUAUGCAGGCUGGUCUGUGGUUUACUAGAGAUGAAGAUACAAAAAUUCCAGAAAAUCCUCUUGAACCCCUGCCAUUCAACAGGCAAGAACACCUUAUAGAGUUUUUCUUUAGGCUAUUUGCUGACCAUGAGAAGGAUCCACCUCAACUUGACUACACACAGAUGCUGCUUUAUUUUGCUUGUCAUCCAGAUGCUGUGGAAGGGGUCUACAGGGCUCUCAGUGUGGCCAUCGGGACUCAUGUCUUCCAACCAAUCAAAACUCCUCCUGUUAUUGUAGAAAAGACCUCCUCCUUGACUGAUAUGAGUCCAGUUGAGGAAUAUCCUGAACUCGAGGGAAAUUUUGUGAGUGAGGAAGGGGAACUAAGAGAAGAUGGGGAGAGAAAGGAAGAAAACCCUGAGAACGCGAACACCGAAAAGAUUUCCAUGGAAAGACUACUCAAAGUGUUCCAAGGAGGAAAAGAAGUACAGGAUCCUAACCGAUUUGCCAGCCACCUACAGAUAGAGAAUGCUUACUCAGAGAACUUCGUCAAAGUAUUUCAAGACCUAGGUGCCAAGAAUCUGGAGCCAGUUGAAGUUGCUGUUCUUUUGAAGCAUCCUUUUAUUGAAGAUCUGAUUUCAAAUUAUUCAGACUACAAAAUCCCAGAUAUUAAAACAAUUCUCCAAAGGAGUGAGCAUGUACAAGGAAGUGAUGGAGAGCGAUCUCCUUCGAGACUUACAGAGGAAAAGAAAUGAAGACAAGAGUGUGAUUU
Lontra canadensis (Northern American river otter) is the source of this 7386-nucleotide messenger RNA. RefSeq names its product sperm flagellar 2 (gene SPEF2). Gene Ontology annotation, cellular component: manchette; sperm midpiece. Lineage: Eukaryota; Metazoa; Chordata; Mammalia; Carnivora; Mustelidae. The record is from RefSeq and is a predicted model, not a curated record. Gene Ontology annotation, molecular function: protein binding. Gene Ontology annotation, biological process: sperm axoneme assembly. Bases 65 to 7369 code for a protein of 2434 amino acids. The transcript has 42 exons.